Molecule: messenger RNA, 3048 nt
Organism: Scatophagus argus
Lineage: Eukaryota; Metazoa; Chordata; Actinopteri; Scatophagidae
Gene: pim3
Product: Pim-3 proto-oncogene, serine/threonine kinase
Exons: 6
Coding region: 410-1402 (330 amino acids)
Biological process (GO): negative regulation of apoptotic process; regulation of mitotic cell cycle; protein autophosphorylation
Cellular component (GO): cytoplasm
Molecular function (GO): ATP binding; protein serine/threonine kinase activity
Source: RefSeq, a predicted model, not a curated record
GAGACCGCGCCAAAGCUCAGACAGCGGCCACUCUUCAGGAUAUCAACAUACUGCGGAGGGCAUUUAAACGCACUCUCCUGUCGCUCCAACUAUUAUACACAUCGCACUGUUCGGUCUUUACGACUUAGGGGGACUGUUUUCGUCUGUUGCACUUGAGUCGAGACACAGAAGCCAAGUUUCAUGCCGGUUUUCGGGAAUCGGUGUGCGACUCAACGGUCGUGACACGACUUUGACGGGCGCGGUGCGGCGGAGUUGGCGCACUGCUGGACUGGAUAUAUUAUUCGCUUGAAGCCAAGACGGUCUGCACCAUUUAUAUUGCGCCUGAACCCACUUCUCUUCUGACUGUAGUGGUUGCUCUGACUCUUAGCGGGUGAAUAGGGAUCGUCUACGCCGGGUUUUCAGUGUGAAUAUGUUGCUGUCAAAGUUUGGUUCAUUUUCGCAUAUUUGCAAUCCUUCAAGUAUGGACCAUCUACCAGUGAAAAUACAGCUCCAACCGGUUAAAGUGGAAAAGGAGCCAUUUGAAAAGGUUUACCAAGUGGGAUCCGUGCUGGGCAGUGGAGGAUUUGGAACAGUCUACGCCGGCAGCCGGAUCUCUGAUGGCGCACCGGUCGCUGUGAAACAUGUUGCGAAGGAGAGGGUGACCGAGUGGGGCACAAUUAACGGAGCUAUGGUGCCUUUGGAGAUCCUGCUGUUGAAGAAGGUCAGCUCGUCUUUUCGCGGAGUUAUCAAAUUGCUGGACUUUUACGAGCGGGCGGACGGCUGGCUGAUCGUAAUGGAGAGGCCGGAGCUCGUCAAGGACCUUUUCGACUUCAUCACCGAGAAGGGCGCCCUGGAUGAGGACACGGCUCGGGGCUUUUUCCGCCAGGUUUUGGAGGCGGUCAGACACUGCUACAGCUGCGGUGUAGUACACAGAGACAUCAAAGAUGAAAACCUGCUUGUGGAUCUACGCACCGGGGAGCUCAAGCUUAUUGACUUUGGCUCAGGGGCGAUUCUCAAGGACACAGUGUACACCGAUUUCGAUGGUACUAGAGUGUACAGCCCACCAGAGUGGAUCCGCUUCCACAGAUACCAUGGCCGCUCGGCUACAGUGUGGUCGCUAGGCGUGCUGUUGUACGACAUGGUGUGUGGAGACAUCCCCUUUGAGCAGGACGAGGAGAUACUCAGGGGUAGACUGUACUUCAGGAGAAGGAUUUCAGCCGAAUGUCAGCAGCUGAUCAAAUGGUGCCUGGCCCUGCGGCCCUCAGAUCGGCCCACCCUGGAGCAGAUUUGCGACCACCCCUGGAUGAGGGCGACGACAGAGUCACCCAAGUCACCAGAGGAGCCGGCCGCCGGUGACAUCCGCCUCAGGACCAUCGACACAGACUCUUCGUCAAGCACAAGCUCGAGCAAGGAGAGCCUCUGAGGAUGGUUCUGAUGGACUGAAAAGACUUUGUGGGGAAAGAAGGGGUUUGGAUGGAGGGAGUGAUAUGGACUUAAGGCCAGCAGCCUGUAGCCCAACUGGCCUGUCAGUGGCCGGGCGCUUCACUCAGCUGGUCCAGCUAGAAAAAUAUAAUUUUCCUGUUUUUGUAGGGAAUUUUUAAUUUAUUACCAUUUGUUCUUCCUUAUCUUACCCCCCCCAUCUCCUCUUUUUUUCUUUGAGUUGAUUAUACUUGUUUCCUAAUCGGGAACAUUUUUCUGUUUGGGCGGUCUUACCAGCACUAUUUAUUCACACCCCCCCUCCCUCUUUUUUAACUUUAUUUCACUUACUUUGUUACUAGGCUGGUAUAUGCAGCUGGCAAGGCCCUCCUAUCAGACAUGGCUGCUCUCAUAGAGCUUUGAGAAAAAUCUUUUUAUUUAAAUGUUUUAAUUUUGAUUUUGUAGUGCCUUUUUUGGGGAAGCUGCUUUUCUGGGGGCUUUUGUCAACAACUGUUGUUUUUUUGGAUUUGCCCUGGCCUGGUGGCUAAGUUGUCUGUACUGUGAUGGAAUUGGUGGGGUUUGAGGCAGUUUUUUUGUUUGUUUGUUUGUUUGUUUUUUUUCAUCCCCCUCUCCUCUCCAUCACUGUUAGCCAACCAGCCUCCAGCCAAGAGGCUAAGAUAGCAUUAGAUAGGAGAGAAGGAGGUGGGGGCUCUUCCUGACAAUGGAAUACUUGAAAAACUCUUGACUCAACUCUGUGUCGCUCUCUUUAACGCUGCUCACUCACUCUAUAGCCUGAACAGGUGUUUGGAAACUGGAUCCUGUCUUUUCUGAAUGUCUACAAAACGUCAACACUCAUACACCUCCCCCAUGACCACCACCACCUCUUUCCCCCUUUUCCCCCACGCCUGUUGCAGGGUGUAUUGCCCUCUUGACGUAUCUUUUGUUUUUGCCUCCCACCAUCUCACUGCUUGACACUACAUAGCCCCCACCCCUGGCUUCCCUCAGGGUUUGGGGUGUGAAAUGCACAAUCAAUGCAAUAUUCAUGGACUCAAUUAUGUAUUUUUUUUUUUUUUUCAACAAAUAUUGUACAGCGCGUUUUUUUCCCCCUCUUUUUGUGUGUACUUUUUUUCUCCCCAUUUGCUUUUAAUUUAUUUGUAAACAUGUAGACAUUCCACACUCUGUGGUUAUUUAUUUAUUUAUUGUCUUUGCUUAAAAGCCCCCCCCCCCUAAAAAUUUGCAUAUCCUUCUUGGUAUUUGGUUUGCAUUCCUAUAACUUAUUUUUACAUUUCACUUUUUUUUUUUUGAGAUGUGGAGGAUGCACUGAAGCAGUUGUCGAUGUAAAGCAGAAUAAAACAAGUUUACUUAAAUUUGAGGAGCAUUUGAAUGUUAUUUAACUACUUAAAAAAAAGAAAAGGUCUGUUGGUAAUGUUGAAUGGCAAAGUAUCAGAGAAAUCCAUCUGGUUUCUGUACUGUCAAGAAUAAUCUGAGUUACAUGGAAAAUUGAACAUCAGAUGGAGCAGCUCUCGUAGUUGUCACAUAGCCUCACAAUGGAGACCUUUCAGUUCAGCUGUGUGACUUGUGGCUGUGAAGGAUGGAUCUCGCUAUUUUUUGAUACAAAAGUUUCAAUUAAACAUGCAUUUUUAUGUACAGAAA